Molecule: messenger RNA, 1775 nt
Organism: Epinephelus fuscoguttatus (brown-marbled grouper)
Lineage: Eukaryota; Metazoa; Chordata; Actinopteri; Perciformes; Serranidae
Gene: usp21
Product: ubiquitin specific peptidase 21
Exons: 11
Coding region: 1-1215 (404 amino acids)
Biological process (GO): protein deubiquitination
Cellular component (GO): cytoplasm
Molecular function (GO): cysteine-type deubiquitinase activity
Source: RefSeq, a predicted model, not a curated record
AUGCCCGGAGCCAGCGGCGUCAACGUUGAGCGCUCUUGUGAGGCCCUGUGUCGAACCCUUGUCUCUCAGAACGGCCUCCAGAGAGAGACGGCCGACAUCUCCCAGUCUGUCCUCUACACCUCCCUGAUGGGCCUGCUUCUGGUCGCAGACAACGAGAAAGAGCAGCUCACCAUAGGAAGUGGAAGGGUUGGCCUUAGAAACAUAGGAAACACAUGUUUCCUGAACGCAGUUGUCCAGUGUUUGUCUCACACACGUGGCCUACGCGACUACAGCCUUCUCAAGUCCUACAGGAAUGAGAGGUUCUCCAAAGAAGAGGCUAAGCUUAUGGAAGCUUUCUCCCAGGUGCUGUCAGGCCUUUGGGAUGUAAAUGAAGGGGACACAGUUGUAAACCCGCGACAGUUUUACAAUAUUUUCAAAGAAGCUGUGCCUUACUUCAGUGGAUACAGUCAACAGGAUGCACAGGAGUUCCUCAGGUUCCUACUGGACAAGCUGCACACAGAAAUCAACCGCAGACCCUACGUCCGACGACCGGUGAAGGAGCCUGAGCAAAAAUAUGCCCGAUUUAGGCUUUCAGAAGAAGCAGCGGCCAUGUGGAAGAAGCACUUGGAGAGAGAUGACAGCAGAAUAGUAGACUUGUUCUCAGGCCAGCUGAGGAGCUCGCUGCACUGCUCGGUGUGCUCCCACUACUCCAACACGUUCGAUGUGUUCUGUGAUCUGUCGCUGCCCAUCCCCAAGAGGAGCUCUGGUGGGGAGGUCACGCUGAGGGAGUGCCUGGACCUCUUCUCUCAGGAGGAGAAACUGGACAAGGAGAACUCACCAAUGUGUGAGAGGUGUAACAGGCAUACAGAGUGCACCAAGCGGCUUUCCAUCCAGAGGUUUCCCCAGGUUAUUGUGAUCCAUUUGAACCGUUUCACGACGUCACGAUGGUCGAUCAGUAAAAGCACAGUUUAUGUGUCCUUCCCACUCACCAACCUGGACCUUGGACGCUACGGGCCUGUCGACUGUGGCCCAGUUCUGUAUGAUUUAUAUGCAAUAUGUAACCACGCUGGGACGGUGAACAUGGGUCACUACACAGCCUGCUGCUUAGAUGAAAAUGGCUGGUGCUUCUACAAUGACUCCAGUGUGACUCCAGUCUCAGAGAACCAGCUUCAGACCAAUCAAGCCUAUGUGCUGUUCUACCAGCGCAGCAACAGCACCACCACCGUCAGGAAAUAGUCCCGAGACUGGCUGAGCCAGGCAGCCAAUCAGAGCAACUUUACCUCCAGUGUCCCUAGAAACAAAUGGAAGCAGCAGUGCUGUAACUGUGGCAUCCAUGAACAGCGCAAACUCAAUGAGCGUGCCCUCAAAUAAACUCUGAGCAGGAGGAGGACGAGGAGAGCGAAGCCAUGCUUACCUUAAGGAGGGCUUGAAGAGGCGAUCUCCCCUCCUGAAUCAUGGUGAUGCUUUUUAAGAGUCUCAGCGAGAGAGCUGAGACAGCUCAGACAGACUGCAGCCUGAAGUGUCUCUGUGCCCUACUUCUUAGGCAGGAGUGAGCAGUGUAUGUGUGCACCAUGCAGAGCUCUUAAUGUAUGAUAACUCUGAUUCAUGCUUGGGAUGCAACACAAACCCAAAUAAGCAAAGAGAAAUCUUGGGUGAAAUAGACACAAUUGUGACAUAGGACUUUAAUUUACUGUACGUGUAUUCAUAAUGUAAAUACCUGUAGCCUAUGCUAUAUCUCUGCUGUCUUUUUAUCUUGAUCUCCCUCCACAUGGACAGUUAACCUUGAAACUUAAAAA